AUGUUGCUAUCAAAGAUCAAGACCACAUUAGAGAAGGAACACCAAAAUGAUCCAAACUGCAAUGUUAGUGGCACGAAGGAUGAGCUUGGACGAGAGAUUGAAGAAGACGAAAGUGAUGUGAACGAAGAUGAAGAUGAAGAUGAUAAUGAUGAUGAUGUUGACGAUGCAGAUGACGAAAAUGAUGAUGACGAUGAUGAUGGCAAUGAUGCUCAGUUGGGUAAUGAAGGUGCUCAAGAAGGCGAACCCGAAGACAGUGCUACAAUUUUAAUCGGCCCUGACUAUGACACCUUUCCUCAAAGAUCUCCCUUAAGAAAAUUACCCUCUGACAGUGAUGACCAGGACGAAGUUUCAACCAAACAUCCCGAAGAUCUGUCUCGUGCCAUAGUUCCACAUGUCCAACCCAUGGACGAGACUCCGAUCAAGCAAGAAAAAGAAAAUGUGUGUGAGGGCAAACUGGAAGCCUCACCAAUUCUUCUUAGCUUAGCAAGUGGUGGAAAACGGGAAGCACCACCUCAAGAUGAACACAUGGACACGACGCCAACAAACAUUGAGGAAGAAUCUACUGCAGAGUCCCCACGGACUAUCAUGAACCUCAUGAGAGAAACUGUCCAUUCAGCCGAAACCAUCCACAUGCAAUAUCUUGCUCUACGAGAAAAGGACACGAAAGUUUUGGAUGAUUUGUGCAAGAAGGUCGAUUUUCUGAUAGCUGCACAAUCUCAACCUCAGCCUCCACCUCCAGCACAGCCUCAACCGCAGCCACAAAGCCAAUCAGAUCACAAGAUCCUUGAACGAAUGGCAAAGAAGCUCCAUGACCUUGAAACUGCCCUGAACAAAGUUGCACGGCAACAACACGAGAUCAAACAUUCUCAUUUCAGUCUCAAAGAGCGUGUUGAUCUAGCCUGUACAAAAAUUGACACUUAUCAAGAUAACUCGUACCAACUGGGAGAAUAUGCCCUUCAAAUUCUUGGGUAUGCCCAGGAUAUCUUGCUUGCAAUCAAUAAGGUUUCCUCUGUUCCUCCUACCACCUGUGCAGAUGAUGCCAAAAAGGGGGAAAAGAGAGAUGACGACAAAGAUAAGGAUGAUGAUCGUCCGAGAGAUAUCACGAAAGAUCAGUCUCCACAAGCAAGACACUCACCCUCUCGGACACCAAGAGACUCUAGCCGAAGGAACACAAAUCCAUCCCAUCCUCCCUCAAGGUCUCGUGGUCACCAUUCCUCGAAGUCAAGAUACCAUGGUCGAUACCAAUCCAAAUCUCUUAAGCCUCGCCAAUCCUUCGGUUCUGAAGCCAAGUACAUCUUCACGGGUUUGCCCAAGAGAGAGCAAACGAAACUAAGGCAGAGACUUAUGAAGGACAACAGAGUAACUAUGGAUGGCAUAGGAAACUUUGUGGACUUUGUUCCAUACGAAGAAGGAAGUGGUAAAUGUUUUGAGGGUUGCAACGUUCCUACCUGGCUUAAAACUAGGGACAAUCAUACAAGGCAAGAUCACAUCAGCACCCAAAACGAGAGGAUCAAAAGAGAAAAUAGAGAACUAUGGAAGAAACAUGAUGAAGAAAUCAAAAGAAGAGAAGAUGAAGCAAUGGAAAGAGAAAGGAUCAGGAGUCUCAUUGAAGAUCUUUCUAGUGUAACCAAAGACUCCCCACAGAAUGUCAUUCACAAUGCAGCUUUCAAAGUGCACAAGGAAUCAGGAAAGAGUUAUCAAGAAGGCAUGAAUUCGUUUGAGCUAAUUUCGUGGUGGAAGUCUGGAAUUGUUGAAGGAAGCAACAUUCGUGAAGCCUAUAACAAUUACACAAGCCUGAAUAUCAAAGGAGAACAUGAAGAGCUUGUCAGGACUAAUCCAAUUAAAGUCUUCAGAGCAAAAAUCAAUGAGAAAAUAGACUUCAACAGGAUGCUAAAGCAACAAAAGGAAAGGGAUGACCGAGAACUCAAGGAAGCUGAACAACAGAAAUCAAAGCUCUUAGAAAUGUAA
Messenger RNA from Ipomoea nil (Japanese morning glory), 1968 nucleotides. RefSeq names its product pinin-like. Bases 1 to 1968 code for a protein of 655 amino acids. Lineage: Eukaryota; Viridiplantae; Streptophyta; Magnoliopsida; Solanales; Convolvulaceae. The record is from RefSeq and is a predicted model, not a curated record. The transcript has a single exon.